Trichomycterus rosablanca is the source of this 1797-nucleotide messenger RNA. Its product is annotated as ataxin-1. Gene Ontology annotation, biological process: nervous system development; negative regulation of transcription by RNA polymerase II. Gene Ontology annotation, cellular component: nucleus. Gene Ontology annotation, molecular function: protein binding; RNA binding. Lineage: Eukaryota; Metazoa; Chordata; Actinopteri; Siluriformes; Trichomycteridae. The record is from RefSeq and is a predicted model, not a curated record. Bases 1 to 1797 code for a protein of 598 amino acids. The transcript is spliced from 2 exons.
AUGAAUCCCAGCCUUCCCCCAAAGAAGCGCGAGUCCCGCCAAGGCUCGUCGGGGCAGCGCCCCCUGGAGGAGGACUUCAAGUUUCCAGCGCCACUUCAGACCCGGAGACAGCACCUUCCGGAAGGGCGGGAGGCUGAAUUACGCUCCGAUAAGGACCUCCUUCCACCACCGCCGCCACCUCCUCCACUUCCACCUCUACCGUUGGCGCUGCCAUGGCAUCUGCCGUACUACUCGUCCCUUCACAGUGCGUACCUCACUGGGCAUGUGCGAGACAGGCGUGGCUCUGGUUCACCUUCUUGGAGAGAUGGAUCGAGUGGGCGAAGACCAGAGGGACUGGAACCAUCAAUUGCUCAAAAUUCUAGCUGGCUACGAAGAGAUAUUAAUCCCCUCAGUGUGCACCCGUCCAUCCCCAUACCUACGUACAAGAGCAAUUAUGGAGUCAACUCCAGGGAUAUGUGGCCCUGCAUGGGUCACGACCGCAGAGACUAUACCUCCUCUCUCUUUUCUCCUUCCUCCUCCUCCUCGUCACAUCUUUUCCCCCAGCCGUCGAUCUACCACCAUAAUAUCCCUUCAGACAGCAGGCUCAGGUACUCAUGCAGGAGGCCGAACGGUCUGGAUGGACAGGCCAGCAGACUAGAACCUGGUGCAACUACAGACGCUGCAAACGACCCCCUACAGAGAAUGGGUGCCACCGAAAGGAUGAACAAUCAAGAUGACCCAGCAAGGCACGGUGCUGCGAGGGGAUCCCUGUCCCGGGACGGACGUAACGCACAUUCCUUUUCUCAAAAUACUGACAGGGACUCCCGUCUGGGAAUCCCAAAACCUCAAACGUACACCUCUGAAUCAAGAAGAGGAAAGCCACAUGCUCCUGGAAGUGCCUCCCAGUCAGGAGCUCAGAUCUACUAUGCCCUGGGGUCUCUGUACCCCUCAACUCACCACAACCCUCAGGCGUACCCUCAUCUUAAACCUUCAGGUCCUCCUCCGUCCCCCCUGAGAAACUCGCAGCACCCACACGCUCAGCCUAACAGCCACGGGGUCGAUCAGGAGCGGGACUUUUCUCUGGAAUCCUACCGUCCCUCGGUUUCAGUCCUCAGUGGUCCUGACCCACCACCAAGUGCAGUCCUACCUCAUUUUGCCAAGGGUUCCCUCAUCGAGUUGGCCGGCGGCCGUCUGAAGAGGGUGGAGGAGUUGCUGACGGAGGAUUUCCUGCACAGUGCCGACACCUCACCCGAGUUCCACCUGAGUACCUGCACCAUCCUGCUGAUAUCACCUGGACCCAGUGAUGGCUUCAACCAUCUGCAGGUUCUGCUGACCGAUCGAAACACUCAGGAAUUGCUGACGGUUUUGGAGGAGUACCCGUUUUUCGUCCGGGACCGGGGUUGGUCCUCAUGCAGUCCUAGAAGAAGCGCUCAGCUCUACGGCCUCCAGUGUCGGCAGCUGAGCACCGGAGACGUCUGCCUGGCUCUGACGCCGACACCCACCCUGUUAUUUCCACCAACGACCUCUCCGACUUCUACACCCACCUCAGUGACCCCGGUGCCCUCCUCGACCUCCUCAGCGACCUCCACGAGAACCUCGUCCACCCCGACGCCCACGAACCUGCGGCCACUUUCAUGCACUCGCAUUUCUACAGGAUCGGACAGAACGGAUCGGCGCCUCGCUCCACCCGCUCCGUCUGAUUCGCGGAGGGAGAACCAGGAUCACCCACGUCCACGGAAGAGACGCUGGUCCGCCCCCGAGCUGCAGGAACGAAACACAGAUUUACCUCAAGGAUGUAAACGAGUCAAACAGCAGUAA